GUGAGGACGAACCGUGGAUCGGGUUUAGAGCAUUGUUGUGUGUGCAGCAGAACAUCACGUAAUAGGUUCCCGGAAACACGGAGCAUCUUCUCCUUCUCGGAUUCUGCUCUGCAUUUCGUUCUACAUUGAUAGUAUUUGUGUUUUGUCAAUUGCGCUAUUCUUUAUAACCAAAUUAAAUAGCGAGUGAUGCGAUAACGCUGCUUGGAGACACGGAUAGCGAUCAGGACGGACAACAAAAGGGAAAGUCCACAUAACCACACGUCAGACAAGGUUUAGUCGGAUUAGUGUCGAUUCGCAAAGAGAAAAUGUCUAAACCUGAUUAUACUGGCGUUUACCACUUGGUUUCCCAGGACAAUUUCGAUGAAUAUCUGGCGGCUUUGGAUGUUAAUUAUGCAUUAAGGAAAAUCGUCUGCAUUCUGAAACCCAGUAAACAUAUUGAGCAUGAUGUGAACACUGGCAAGAUGAACAUAAAGACAGCCACUACCUUUAGGAACUUCGACAUGGAUUUUACUCUGGGACAGGAAUUCACAGAGGACCUUGGGCCGGUCGAUGGGCGAAAGUGCCAGACCACAGUGGACUGGGAGGGUGAUAAACUGGUGUGCGUGCAGCAAGGAGAGAAAGAGGGUAGAGGGUGGACACACUGGUUGGAGGGAAACAUUCUCCAUUUGGAGCUGAGAGCUCAGGGUGUAACUGCCAAGCAAGUCUUUAAGAAGUCUGAGUGAGGGAUAACGAAAAGGAGAAAGAGAGGGGCCGCUUGCUGGGGGUUUUAAGCUCAGUGUUCUUGGAGAUCUGGACUCAGAAAGAGGCCAUGUCGCCACAGAGAUCUGUUCCCAAUCAGUGCGAAUAGUAUUUAAAUGGAGGCCACCUCUGUGAAAUGUUCCCUCCCUCACAUUUUAAGUCCAAACUAAACUUAGAAUGAGAUCAGGCAACAGUAGAGCCCUGUUGACCAUUGAGAACAUUAGCAAACAGUACUGUAAAGUAGUGGACCAGUUUUAGGCUGGAUUCAUAAAAUCCUAAAAAUGUAUUAUGCCGUUAUAUCUGCAUUAUGCAAGAAUAGUGAUUAAAUAAGCCAGUGCUUUUGCACUUAGCUAGUCGUGUAGGUUGUACUCUUGAUUUUAAUUCUAAAUGUCUAGGUCUAUUUAACAUCAAGUUUCCUGCUACUGACUUGGAAUAUGUUAAACGUUCAGUAAUGGCUUUGUUAUAUCUGUUUAACUGAUUAUGAUUAAUGGACUACACUAGUCAACAUUGCAUAAACGUGCCAAGAUAUGUAUGGUCUAAAUUUAAUGUCAUUACAUUGUCCACUACAAGAUACAAUGGUUUAUAUUACCAUAAAAUCAGAUUGGUGUGCAAA
Xyrauchen texanus (razorback sucker) is the source of this 1351-nucleotide messenger RNA. RefSeq names its product retinol-binding protein 1-like. The record is from RefSeq and is a predicted model, not a curated record. Gene Ontology annotation, cellular component: nucleus; cytosol. Gene Ontology annotation, molecular function: fatty acid binding. The transcript has 4 exons. Gene Ontology annotation, biological process: fatty acid transport. NCBI's taxonomy places the organism in Eukaryota, Metazoa, Chordata, Actinopteri, Cypriniformes, Catostomidae. Bases 306 to 722 code for a protein of 138 amino acids.